GUGAGCGUUCUAUUGUCUCUCCCAGACAUUCAUGUAAAUGCAUUAACAAGAGACCACAAAACUGCCUUUGACAUUGCUGAAGGGCUGCCUCUUUCUCAAGAGACCACUGAAAUCAAAGAGAUACUGUCACAUUUCGGUGCUGUUCGUGCGAAUGAGCUAAACCAGCCUCGCGAUGAGCUGCGAAAGACCGUCACUGAAAUCAAACAGGACGUUCACACCCAGCUUGAGCAGACAAGGAAGACCAACAAAAAUGUCCAUGGAAUUGCCAAGGAGCUCCGGAAGCUCCACCGCGAGGGCAUCAACAACGCAACCAACUCCGUCACUGUGGUCGCCGUGCUCUUCGCCACCGUGACAUUUGCGGCGAUCUUCACGGUUCCCGGCGGCGACGAUAACAGCGGCAUGGCGGUCACG
Dendrobium catenatum is the source of this 411-nucleotide messenger RNA. Its product is annotated as ankyrin repeat-containing protein NPR4-like. Gene Ontology annotation, cellular component: plasma membrane. Lineage: Eukaryota; Viridiplantae; Streptophyta; Magnoliopsida; Asparagales; Orchidaceae. The record is from RefSeq and is a predicted model, not a curated record. Gene Ontology annotation, molecular function: protein phosphatase 1 binding; protein phosphatase regulator activity. The transcript has a single exon. The annotation marks the transcript as partial.